ACCAUGACACAAGGAAACUCAUCCAGAAGUUUCUAAAGAUAUAAACUUGACCUAUUCGCCUCCCACUUUCCGCCUAAGAGGCACAGAGCUCAAUUGCCCAAUUAGGGUUUCUAGCUCCUCAUCCUUUUCUCUCGAUUUACCAGACGCUAUGGGAGGAGGCAACGGUCAGAAGGCCAAGAUGGCCCGCGAGAAGAACUUGGAGAAGCAGAAAGCUGCCGGCAAGGGAAGUCAGCUUAAAACAAACGAGAAAGCCAUGUCAAUCCAGUGUAAGGUGUGUAUGCAAGCAUUUAUGUGCACCACAUCGGAAGUGAAAUGCAGGGAGCAUGCUGAGGCAAAGCAUCCCAAGUCUGAUGUCUACGCUUGUUUCCCUCAUCUCAAGAAAUGAAAGAACAUUUGGUAAGAAGUCGCAGGGACAAAUUGUGAACGUUGUGGCCCUCUAUAGUAAAGCCUGGAAUGAAUUUACUGAGUUCUUCUAGAGCGAUAGCUAUUUAAUACUGCUUGUGGAGUUGUUUUUGUGUGUAUGUGAUGUGUGUGAGUGAGGGAGAAAAGAAAGAGAUGUAUCUCCUUGUUGAAACGAAACUCGGUCUUAUAUGAUUGUGAAUGUUGGUGUAACUCUUGAAAAGAGUGUGUUUCAUGGAACCUUGGUUCACGGCGUUGUGUUGUCUAUACGGGUUGAGUGUUGAGUUUGUGGAACUGCUGUUUGUCAGGCAAAUUCACACCAAACCUUGCCUCUUUGGUAAUUAAUUUGUGUGUCGAAGGUUCUG
Messenger RNA from Pyrus x bretschneideri (Chinese white pear), 764 nucleotides. RefSeq lists its product as uncharacterized. The record is from RefSeq and is a predicted model, not a curated record. Bases 149 to 385 code for a protein of 78 amino acids. The transcript has 3 exons. NCBI's taxonomy places the organism in Eukaryota, Viridiplantae, Streptophyta, Magnoliopsida, Rosales, Rosaceae.